Anthostomella pinea is the source of this 1749-nucleotide messenger RNA. NCBI's taxonomy places the organism in Eukaryota, Fungi, Ascomycota, Sordariomycetes, Xylariales, Xylariaceae. The record is from the annotation of a GenBank genome assembly.
AUGGCGACCAACAAACGCAGUCCAACUCCCGACAACCUCGCAGCCGAGGAUCCAGACACGGCAGCUACGCGGAAAGAAUUGCGCCAGACAGCCAUAUCCGAGAGACCCAAUCUGUCUGCCAUGGCCGCGACCGACCCCGACCCCAAGGCAUCUGCGCCCAAGACCGCCUCGAGCGAAGAUAAGGCACCUGGCGAGGCCUCCACACCCGAUCGCGAGUCCGCAGAGGCACCGAGCGAUAGCGUCAAAGAGCAGGUGGCGUCUCCUAAGAAGAAACGCGCACACGACGAGGUCGACGAGCAAAGAGAUUCUACUGCUGGCACGAAUGGCGACGUCUCCCCGCUCCCCGCGAAUGGUAGCGCGCUAAGCCGAACCAAUCGCUCCGAACCGGAAAAGAAACGCCCUCGUGAUGUUUCGAGCGAAUCCAAGGCCGACACCGCGGCGCCCGCUACCUUGUCCGAUUCCAAAGAGACCCCCAAGACCGGCGACAAGGAAGGCGAAUCAGCUAUAGAGAAAUCCACCGAGACGGCUUCCGAGAAGGAUGAGAAGGUGACAUCCGAGACGGCUUUCAAGAGCUCGGGCAUAUCCGGAUUUGCUACACAGUCAUCUCCCUUCCUACAAGCUGGUGGCACCAAGCCGCUCUCUUCGUUCGCCAGCGCCUCGGGAUCGCAAUCGCCAUUCGGUCUCACAUCUUCGGCUUCUUCUACAGGCUCUGUUUUUGGCCAAGGCGCCAGCAGCAGUCUCGCCAACGGCUCAUCCUCCCCAUUUGGCCAGAUGGGUGGAUCAUCUAAGCCGUUUGGAAGUAGUGCCUUGGGUGGGACUUUUGGCAGUAGCGUUGGUGGAUCGAAGCUCUCAAAUUUCGGCAAACCUGGCGAGUCAUUCAAGAGCAGCAAGCCAGCGAGGCCCUUUGGAGCGCCUGUCAGCGAGGAAGAAGACAACGACGACGGCGACGAAGAAGGCACCUCGGACAACGAUAAAGAAGACAACGAGAACAAGGACGGCGAAGACGAGAAGUCGGUGGUUGGCGAUGACAAGAAGAAGACGAAGCUUCAGCGAGUGGCUGUUGAUGACGGUGAGGCUGGCGAGGUUACUAUCUUCCAAGCCCGUGCAAAGUUGUACAACCUCGACAAAGCGAGCAGUGCAUGGAAGGAACGAGGCGCCGGAAACCUGAAGAUUAACGUCCCCAUACCUUGUGUGGACAUCAAUGAAGACACAGGAGGCCCUAUCCCGGGAAGCUUCGACGCAUCUACUCUUGAGGAUUCCGAACCGAAGGUCGUUCGACUGAUCAUGCGACAAGACUCCACCCAUCGCGUGAUUCUCAACACCGUGUUGAUUCCCGCGAUGAAGUUCCAAGAAAAGUCCACCGUCAAGGCUACCUGUGUCCUCUUCACCGCAAUUGAAGAUGGAGGAGCGGUUAGUAUACAGAUGAAGAUGAGCCCAGCGAAUGCUAAGAGCUUCCUGAACGAAGUUGGAAAGGUCCAGCGUGAACUUCAGUCGGCUGCCACCAAGGCGGCUCCGUCUGCUCCGAAAGCUCCACAAGAACCACCCCGCAUUCUGCGCGACUAUCUAACCGCCUCAAUCUCUAGAGAUGAUGAUGGUGGAGAGCCGUCCAACGAAAUUGAUUCUCAUAACUCCAGCCCGAGAAGCCCGGGUUCGCCAGGUUCUGCCGCCAAGCGAAAGGCUGACAAGGACGAGGUCAAGGAUUCAGCCAUGCGCACUUCGAAGAGGAAUAGAGCUUCGUCAUCCUUUUAG